AUAACCAGUAGUGACAACUUGCUCUGCAGUAAUGAGUGAUUCUUCUGAUUGUCUUGUCAUUUUAAUCUUCAUGUAAUAAUAAACAAUGAUUUUUGUAUUAAUUUUAUAUGUUAUUCUAUUUAAUGGGACUGGUAAUUGUGUCCUUAAUAAUUUAUACCAUUUAAAUAAUGGGACUGGUAAACAAUUUAUUUACAACACGUACAAAUAUGGCACCAUAAACCGAGUAACUGUGAACAACUUGACUGAACAAAUAAUGGAUUUUUAUGAGGAGUAUGAUUACUGGCACGGUUACCCAACACGCGUGCAUGUGUCCAGUAACAGCUCAAUUAAUACUGAAUAUCCAGUCUUCAUAACAGCUGUUCAGCAAAAAGGUGUAUUAUCAUGGGAGUUACCGCUGGUUGUGUCAACUCCUCACACUGCAAUGAUCUUUACCGAUAUGGGCAGGACUUUGUGUCCCCAUGAUGCGGGCCCCAAUAUAACAACAGUAAACCGGCCACAACUGCAAGUGACUACCUUCAGUCCUACCAAUGUUUCACUGGACAUCAAGCUGCGAAGAGUCGAGGAUUUUUACAUCGAGCUUGAUAAGACGAUACCGCUGGUGGCGACCCCUAGCACUCCCAAGUACUACUACUUCUCAUUUGACAGCUCGCCACCUGAAAAUCAUGGAAACAGGGCCACAUUACAUGGAUUUCUGCCUAGGUUCAACUACACAAUACCAAAAAGUGUGAUUCUCAUUAUAGAAUCUGACAGCAGUAUUUGCGCUACAGUCUCUAUCCAAAAUAACUCGUGCCCAGUGUUUGACACAGAAAAUGACGUAUCCUAUCAGGGUUACCAUUUAACUAUGACCAACAACGGCGGGAUUACGCUCACUCAAUCAAUGUUUCCGGUGGGUUUCUACGUGGUGUUCAUUGUGAAUCAAAACAACAAAGCUUGCGGGGGAGCACCCCUACAGGACAAUCCUGGCGAUAGAGUCAAGGACUUUAGGUUCCGCAUCAUCGCGACCAUAUCGUACAAGGAGUACGUGGUGGGUGCGUUGGUUGUUCUAGCACUGUUCUCCCUCGUGGUAAUGCUCACCGUACUCGUCCUGCUGCCCAGCUACACGUCCCGUUGCACAGUUGAAGUGGUGGUGAUAGAAGAGGACCCGACGCCAUCCACUUCUCGCGACCAGCGUCCACUGGUAGACGAACGAUCUGACGAAGACUCAAUAACAGACUCAAUACGGGAGUGGCCGAUUCCUACAGAGCCGUUGACAGUCGCUGGCCUCAGUAAAGCGCGGCCGAAGGCUAACGCGCGUCGUUCAGAUAGGUAUUUCUGGAGCGCUUUGACCGUAGCCGUCGUCUACGCUUUGCCAGUUGUGCAGCUGUUGUUCACUUACCAACAGAUGGUAUUCCAAACUGGAAAUCAAGACUUAUGUUACUACAAUUUCCUGUGCGCACAUCCACUGGGUAUACUUUCGGACUUCAACCACGUUUAUAGCAAUAUUGGAUAUGUGUUACUGGGCCUCGUGUUUGCUUUGCAAGUCCGAGCGAGAGCGUCCAAACCUCAAGAACAGGAUAUGGGGAUUCCACAACACCAUGGUUUGUUUUACUCCAUGGGCCUAGCACUUGCGAUGGAGGGUCUACUGUCAGCUUGUUAUCACCUUUGUCCCAACAAGAUGAACUUCCAGUUCGAUUCUUCAUUCAUGUACGUGAUAGCCGUGCUGUGUAUGGUCAAGUUGUACCAAAACCGCCACCCAGACGUGAAUGCGAGCGCGCACGCCACAUUCAUGCUGCUCGCACUCCUCAUAUCAAUUGGUCUUUUCGGCAUCAUGUACCCGAGUGUAUAUUUCUGGGUGAUCUUUACAUUAUUACACUUGGGCACUUGUUUUGUGCUCACUCUUAAGAUAUACUACGUGGGACAGUUUAAAGUCGAACGUGGUGUGUUGGGGCGCGGUGUGGCCGCGUUGCGAACCCACGGGUGGAGCGCGCUGCGACCCAAUUACACCACGCGGGCCAUCCUGCUGGCCCUCGCCAACUUGGCCAACUGGGCCUUGGCGGCCUACGGUCUUUACGAACAUAAAAAGGACUUCGCCCGCCACCUCCUAGCCAUCCUCAUGGGGAACACUAUAUUGUACACGCUGUUCUAUAUCGUGAUGAAACUGGUGCACCGCGAGAGAGUGCCUGUCUACUGCUGGCUGUACCUGGCAUCGGCACAUGCGGCUUGGUUCUAUGCGUUGAAUCUCUUCCUCGACUCGAAGACUAAAUGGUCGGAAACUCCGGCACAGUCUCGCCGCCACAACGCCCAAUGUACCGUACUACAGUUCUAUGACUCCCACGACGCCUGGCAUGUUGCGUCCGCUGUCGCACUCUACCUCUCGUUCAAUGCACUUCUCACGGUCGACGACAAUUUACGGAAUACACCUAAACACCAAAUACCGGUCUUUUAAAAUUUUAAGGUAACUGUAGGUCUGUAUAAUUUGAAUUUCGAAGUGAUAAUAGUAGUUUUUUUAUGGUACUUAAAAUUACUUCAAGCUGACGAUCCAUCAGAUGGAAAAGUACGGUUUAUGAUCCAAUAGGCGUUUAUAUAAUUUAUCUAUAUAAUCGAUAUAAAUAUUAGUUAAUUUUAAACUUUCGCGUUGUUUACACAUAUUUUUAAAUACAUAUUUUUACAUACCAUAAAAUAUAAAAUAAAAUAAUACCAUAAACGUCGACAAUAAAGAAGCAGGUAUGUUGGUUCUAUUUACCUGUAAAAGCUUUUUCAUCACGUUAAGUCCGUGUUAUGUAUUUAAAGAUAUAGAUAUUCUUGGAUUCUUGCUUGACUCCUCAUGUCUGUGUAUCGUGACCACGAAUAAUUCAUUCAACAUGAUCCUACGCAGCAUGCACAGCCUCGUGGAUGCACGAUCAGUUACAGUCAGACAGUAUAAACCACCUAGUAGCGACAGGUUACGAUAUAAUAGAGGAACAAAUUGUAUGGAAUUGCAUGGAGAUGUGUUAAAUACACAAUCGGGACUUAACGCGAUAAAAAUCCAACCAUUUUCAUCGCGUUAAGACCCGGUUGUAUAUUUAAGAUAUGUCUAAACAAGGCCAAAGUUUAAAAUUAACUAUUGCAUGGAGACGCCUCUCUUUUAUUGUUUUUUUUUGUUCUUUGGACGUUCACGAUAUAUAUACGAGCGACUUUGCUCUUUCAUUUCAUCGUGACAGUAAUGUCGUACGAUAUCGUGCCGUGUUACGGUAAACUAUAAAAUCGCCCAAUAUCAAUGAUGUAUGGGAAGUAACAAUUAGCACUCGACGACGACAUCUAAUCAAAAGAUGUCGUAUUAUAGAUUAGUUCUUCUGUAGUGACAUAAAUAUAAACAAUUUACAAUUUCUUGUAAGAAAUGGUUAAAUACUCGAAAAAAAAAUAAUAAUCAAAUUAAUAUAGACUAGUCAAAGGCUGUAACAACGUUUUAUAUUUGUAAGUAAACCAGUUUGUCAUUGUAACAAACUGACGUAAAUCGUCGACGUAAGCGAAGAAUUAAAUAAAACAAUUUUUAAAUUCGAAAUCCUUUCGAUUUACUUACGAAAAUAUUACAAAGAACAAUCAAGAAAUCACGAUUAAAUCGCAAAUUAAUAAAUAAAUUAAAUUAUUUAAUUGCGCACUUACGCCGACGAUAUUGUUGUGAGUAUUAAUCUACCAUUUUUAAAAUAAAUUUUAUAAUGACGACAACCCUAUAAAUAAUUGUUCAAUACCUAUUUAAAAAUGGUACAUAAUUUAUGACAAUUAUAUCCUACAUAUCUAAUUUAUUUCACAUUAGUUGUAACGUAUUUGUUUCAUAUGAAUUAAUCAUGCCUUUUGAAAACUUAUAAAUAUUAUAAAGUUAAUCUAAGUUAGAACUGAUGAACACAUUCCAACUAAAAACCGAUAAAACUAGAAAUAUAUAUAUAUAUAU
Messenger RNA from Galleria mellonella (greater wax moth), 3907 nucleotides. RefSeq names its product SID1 transmembrane family member 1-like (gene Sir-1). Gene Ontology annotation, cellular component: membrane. The record is from RefSeq and is a predicted model, not a curated record. The transcript has 20 exons. Lineage: Eukaryota; Metazoa; Arthropoda; Insecta; Lepidoptera; Pyralidae. The coding region runs from base 86 to 2425 and encodes 779 amino acids.